CGGAAAGGAACCAAAUAUAGAAACCGAGUGAAAAAAGGGGGGGAAGGCGGAGAAAAGGCGAGCGACUUUUCCGGCGACGGCGACGGCGAGGUAGGGUUCGACGCGGGCGGCGGCGAUCGAUGGCUCUCGCUCCGGGGGACGGAGGUGGAGGAGGAGGAGGAGGAGGCGGCGACGACUGGUUCCUCGACUGCGGCAUCCUCGAGGACCUCCCGGCCUCCGCGUGCGGCGCCUUCCCGUGGGACGCCUCCGCCUCGUCGUCCAACCCAAGUGUGGAAGUAGGCAGCUACGUGAACACUUCUGAUGUCUCCAAGGUUCCAGGCAGCAAUAAACGGUCAAGGUCAGAGUCGUGCGGUCGGCCGACAUCCAAAGCUUGCAGGGAAAAAGUGAGAAGGGACAAGCUGAAUGACAGGUUUCUUGAAUUGGGUACUACUUUGGAUCCUGGUAAGCCAGUAAAAUCUGACAAAGCUGCUAUCCUAAGUGACGCUACUCGCAUGGUUACUCAGCUUCGUGCUGAAGCACAGCAGCUAAAGGAUACUAAUGAGAGCCUUGAAGAUAAGAUUAAAGAACUGAAGACAGAGAAGGAUGAACUUCGUGACGAGAAGCAGAAGCUGAAAGUAGAAAAGGAAACAUUAGAACACCAGAUGAAGCUCCUGACUGCAACUCCAGCCUACAUGCCUCAUCCGGCUAUGAUGCCCUCCCCGUUUGCGCAGGCGCCGAUGGCUCCCUUCCAUGCCCACGGGCAAGGGCAGAAAAUGAUGAUGCCCUUUGUCGGUUACCCAGGAUACCCGAUGUGGCAGUUCAUGCCGCCUUCUGAAGUCGACACAUCGAAGGACAGCGAAGCAUGCCCGCCUGUUGCUUAAUGCUUGGAUCGUUUAAAUCUCGUCAAGUACUCAUGGUAACCUAAAACAGCAUAGUUGUUCGAUCCAUUAAUUGGUCAUGUAGUCUCUCUGAUUCAUACUACCGGACUAUUGUCCGCAUGUGGUGGUGGUAGUCUUUUGUUGAUGAGGAGAAUGCUUACAACUGUGCGUCUAUAGAGUUAUUAUACUACCUGUUGCUUACAACUUGUACAAUACAGUUUUUUCUGGAGAACGAAGAAAUGCUCAUUCUUGAUUCUCCAAUCCCUAUAUAGUACUGUAGUAGCAAAUUCAGUAC
Messenger RNA from Brachypodium distachyon (stiff brome), 1152 nucleotides. RefSeq names its product transcription factor ILR3. Gene Ontology annotation, molecular function: protein dimerization activity; DNA-binding transcription factor activity. The transcript is spliced from 5 exons. Bases 120 to 860 code for a protein of 246 amino acids. NCBI's taxonomy places the organism in Eukaryota, Viridiplantae, Streptophyta, Magnoliopsida, Poales, Poaceae. The record is from RefSeq and is a predicted model, not a curated record. Gene Ontology annotation, biological process: intracellular iron ion homeostasis; regulation of DNA-templated transcription.